GCACCGGCGCUUCCCAUUACUCCCAGGAGAAGAAGCAGCAGCGGCAACAGCAGCAGCGCAGUAUUGAGAAACUUCAGCGACUUUAUGGCAAACAAGUAGAAGGGUACACUGCCCUCUGAUAGGUUUUUUUUUAGUACUUUGUGUAUGGAAAGUGCUCCUGGAUGGACCUGGGUGAAAACAGCUGGUCCAUGGUCAAGCGAGAAGUUUCCAGCAGCCCAGGCUCGCCGGCCGAGCAGAGCUACCUGCCCGGUGACAGCAGCAGGAGAGACGGGCCCACGCCUCCGAGCGAGCUCGACGCGCUGGGCCACCGCCGUCCGGACGGCAGGUCGCUGCAUCCCUACCUUCACUUCGGACAUCACGGCAACGCUGCGACCGCCGGCGAGGACAUCCCGCUGUUUACGGACUUGGAUCAGGGGAGCAAGCUCGUUCUCUCCGCCGGAGCGCACAAGGCAAGCCUGCUGGUGGACCCCGCCGACAUGUACCAAACUUUGGCAAUCGCCGCAGCCCAAAGCCAGACUGGAUAUGAUUCCUCCUCCGCUGGUUACAUGCACUCCAGCCCCAACUCCCCGGUCUACGUGCCCAGCUCCCGGGUGAACCCGAUGAUUUCCAGUCUUUCCUACCUGCAGGCCGGUGGUUCCGCGCAGGCCGGCCACGCAGUCUCCAGCCACUCGGUGUGGUCGCAGUCCACCCCGGAGAGCCCGUCGUCGUACAGCGCAGGGAGCCCGCACACCUCCAGCCGGUACCACUAUCCUCCGAGUCCGCCCAUGAACAACGGGACACCCAGGGACAGCAGCUACACAAACACGCUGAAUGUGAGCAGCAGGGACCAAUACGGCCUCUCCCGACCCUUAAGUGGGACCUACGCUAACCCAUACUCCCCUUAUGUGGCACCUCAGCUGCCCUCACCUUGGACCGGGGGACAUUUUGAUAACACCAUGCUGCACAAUUUGCAAAGCAGGGGUGCGCCCCUGAUUAGAGGUCCAAACGGAGUUUCAGAUAUCCUGGACGAGAUGGCGGAGAGCAGGGAGUGCGUGAACUGCGGCUCCAUCUCCACGCCGCUGUGGAGGCGCGACGGCACGGGCCACUUUCUCUGCAACGCCUGCGGCCUCUACAGCAAAAUGAAUGGCCUGAGCCGGCCAUUAAUUAAACCGCAGAAAAGGACGUCAACCUCCAGAAGAAUCGGCCUCUCCUGCGCAAACUGUCAGACCAGCACAACGACCUUGUGGCGCAGGAACGCAGAAGGAGAACCGGUGUGCAAUGCAUGCGGACUCUACACUAAGCUUCAUGGAGUACCUCGACCGCUUGCCAUGAAGAAAGAGGGAAUCCAGACACGAAAAAGAAAACCCAAAACUUUGAGUAAGACCAAAGGAUCCUCGGGCACCAACAACUCUGUCUCCAUGACUCCCACAUCCACAUCCUCAUCCAAUUCUGAAGACUGCUCCAAAACCAGCUCUCCCUCUGCACAAGUGUCAGGGGUCAGCUCGUCCGUGCUGCCGGGCUCUGGGGAGGGAGCCGGCUCGGGCUCUGCGGUGAAAUACCCUGGACAGGACAGCCUGUACACCAGCGUGGGCCUGACCCAGUCAUCAGAUGUAGCUUCAGUGAGGGGGGAACCCUGGUGCCCCAUAGCUUUAGCCUAAACACUCAAAAGUUUUGUGCUUGUGGACAGAAAUCCCUGACCUCUCCUGUUCUUUCUGGACGCUGCGGUGUGGAUAUACCUGGAGAACAGUGUUUGCUCCACCCCCGGCCCCAGCAAGAAGAGUUCGACACGAGGGAAAAACGAUGGCGAGACGAGUGUCAGUCACGGCUUAACCUUGAUCUGUGUGUGGAAUAUCCGGGAUUGGUGGUGCUGGCGUCUGGCAGUCAGUGGAAAUGUCAGGUCGGACAAUCAGUCAGACGGCCUGCACAGGAUGGUUUUAAGCCUGUUGUUCACUCUGAUCUCUCCCGUCAGUGGUUCUUCAAAGAAAACCAUCGUGUACAUAACGGAUUUCCUCUCUACAGAAAACACUGCUGAUUGGACACGAGUGCUUGAUGAGGCACUGAGGAUAUUUAGAUUGUUCUUCUUUUUUCUCCCCACAACUGGAAACAUGCCAUAAGUGCUGAGAUGACUUUGAUGAAUCAAAAUAAAAAACAAAAUAUAUAUAUAUAUAUUUAUGAAUCUCCAAUUGUUGAGAACGUGGCUAUGAUUGUUAAUAAAGAUAUCAAUAUAGAGCAGAUGUUAAACCAUUCUGAUGUCUUUUUUAUUUUUUUUUAAGUGUUUGUUGGAUCUGCACAUAUUUUCCAUUGAAAGCUCUUACUGCUUAUGUUGAAAGUAGUUUGGUUAAAACAGGGUAUAAGUGUCAGUGUUUUUUUUGUUCUUUAAUCAUUUACUUCAAAACAUACAAAUUAUCGAUUUCUUCUUGUUUUAUGUAUUAAAAUCCUGUCAGCUACAGAGAGGAGUAAGGUACUGUUCUUAAAAGAUGUUUGCAUGCAAUUGGAUGUUGUGUUUGAACAAAGCUCAGCCGAUAUAACUAAAUGGCUGCACUACCUGACUCAGCAUAAAAUGUACACAUUUUACAAUUCUCUACUGUUUCCUCAUUUUCAGCACAAAACUAGAAAAAAAAUAUAGAGAGCCCAGUCACAGAAAUUCUUCAAGAUUAAUUAUUAUAGUGAAUUUAAAAUGAGCUAAUAGGAGAUCCUGUGAUUUAUUUUUGAGAAACAAAAUGGCUGGGAUCCAGAGUCAGCCCAAGGCAAAAGCAAGAUAAACCCCUGCAGAGGGCUCCGCAACCAACAGGAGUCAUAUUGUAAGCCAUGCUUACAAUAGUGGAUUAGUGCUAUUUAUGCAAAUGUGUAAUGAUUCAAAUGUUUUAUGCAACUGAAUGUAGCCAGAUUAUUUUUUUUCUGAGUAGUAUUGUUUGCCCUCCACCUUCAAACAAAAAACAACCACCUAGACUGCAGAUGUAACAUAGCAAAGGUUAUGUCUAAUAUCUAAUGCUAUGACAUGGUAGCUGAAAUAUCAACUUCUGUUCAGAGCCGCUCCCCUGUGUCUCGAAACGGCCUUGGAUCGGCUCUGCUGGGAUCACAUUUAUGCUACCCGAAAAGAAUUGACAGCCUGAGAAGAUUUUUGGAACUCUGUCAUUAUUUGUGACUAUUCUUUUUAAAGAAAAAACUAAUUCAAUUAAUUCUAAAGAGACUGAAUACUGGAGGCAGUUUUCUGAGUUUAAUGCAAGCUUUGUCCCUUUCCAGAACUUGUGCCAUUCUUGCAGAGAUCUUAUCAUUCCCUCCCCUAAAAGUAUUUAUUUCUUUGAGUACCAGGCUCGCUUUUACUUUUUAUGUUUUAUUUUUUUUUUCUGGAACAUCAUGAGAAAUUAUUAUAUUUAAAUUCAGUCCAAUAAAUUGUUCUGAUGAA
Messenger RNA from Xiphophorus maculatus (southern platyfish), 3385 nucleotides. It is a transcript of the gene gata6, whose product is annotated as GATA binding protein 6. Gene Ontology annotation, cellular component: nucleus. Bases 162 to 1637 code for a protein of 491 amino acids. Lineage: Eukaryota; Metazoa; Chordata; Actinopteri; Cyprinodontiformes; Poeciliidae. The record is from RefSeq and is a predicted model, not a curated record. Gene Ontology annotation, molecular function: RNA polymerase II cis-regulatory region sequence-specific DNA binding; DNA-binding transcription factor activity, RNA polymerase II-specific; zinc ion binding. Gene Ontology annotation, biological process: negative regulation of transcription by RNA polymerase II; positive regulation of transcription by RNA polymerase II; epithelial cell differentiation. The transcript is spliced from 7 exons.